AUGGAUGGGCUAGAUGUCGAGCUUCCUUCGGAUUUUGGAGAUGAAGGUUUUGCGGAAGAGGGAGUUGAUGGAGGCUGCGGUGUAGACGGCGAGGUUUUCGUUGGUUUUGGUGAUGUAGGUGUUGUCGAUUUCUUCGAAGGUGGAGUAGUUGAGGUGGAUGCAUUCGGGCGCGAGCUUCCUUUGGAUUUUGGAGAUGAAGGUUUUGCGGAAGAGGGAGUUGAUGGAGGCUGCGGUGUAGACGGCGAGGUUUUCGUUGGUUUUGGUGAUGUAGGUGUUGUCGAUUUCUUCGAAGGUGGAGUAGUUGAGGUGGAUGCAUUCGGGCGCGAGCUUCCUUUGGACUUUGUUGAAGUAGAUUUCUGCGACGAUGAUGAAGGUUUUGCGGAAGAGGGAGUUGAUGGAGGCUGCGGUGUAGACGGCGAGGUUUUCGUUGGUUUUGAUGAUGUAGGUGUUGUCGAUUUCUUCGAAGGUGGAGUAGUUGAGGUGGAUGCAUUCGGACGCGAGCUUCCUUUGGAUUUUGGAGAUGAAGGUUUUGCGGAAGAGGGAGUUGAUGGAGACUGCGGUGUAGACGGCGAGGUUUUCGUUGGUUUUGGUGAUGUAGGUGUUGUCGAUUUCUUCGAAGGUGGAGUAGUUGAGGUGGAUGCAUUCGGGCGCGAGCUUCCUUUGGAUUUUGGAGAUGAAGGUUUUGCGGAAGAGGGAGUUGAUGGAGGCUGCGGUGUAGACGGCGAGGUUUUCGUUGGUUUUGGUGAUGUAGGUGUUGUCGAUUUCUUCGAAGAUGAAGGUUUUGCGGAAGAGGGAGUUGAUGGAGGCUGCGGUGUAGACGGCGAGGUUUUCGUUGGUUUUGGUGAUGUAGGUGUUGUCGAUUUCUUCGAAGGUGGAGUAGUUGAGGUGGAUGCAUUCGGGCGCGAGCUUCCUUUGGAUUUUGGAGAUGAAGGUUUUGCGGAAGAGGGAGUUGAUGGAGGCUGCGGUGUAGACGGCGAGGUUUUCGUUGGUUUUGGUGAUGUAGGUGUUGUCGAUUUCUUCGAAGGUGGAGUAGUUGAGGUGGAUGCAUUCGGGCGCGAGCUUCCUUUGGAUUUUGGAGAUGAAGGUUUUGCGGAAGAGGGAGUUGAUGGAGGCUGCGGUGUAGACGGCGAGCUUUUCGUUGGUUUUGGUGAUGUAGGUGUUGUCGAUUUCUUCGAAGGUGGAGUAGUUGAGGUGGAUGCAUUCGGCCGCGAGCUUCCUUUGGACUUUAUUGAAGUAGAUUUCUGCGUCGAAGGAGUGGUUAAACUGAAGGGCUUAGACGGUGAGCUCUCCUUCAGUUUUGGAGAUGUAGGUUUCGCGGAAGAGGGAGUUGAUGGAGGCUGCGGUGUAGAUGGCGAGCUUUUCGUUGGCUUUGAUGUUGUGGAUAUCUUCGAUCGUGAAAAAUCUGAAUUUUGGACAGAACAUUAUCACACUGGGAAUCGAGCAGUGAAAUAG
Molecule: messenger RNA, 1452 nt
Organism: Necator americanus (New World hookworm)
Lineage: Eukaryota; Metazoa; Nematoda; Chromadorea; Rhabditida; Ancylostomatidae
Exons: 3
Coding region: 1-1452 (483 amino acids)
Source: RefSeq, a predicted model, not a curated record